GACAUUUUGUUUUUGACUGUAAUGAGAUUUGUUUAGCUUAAUUUUUUAAUUUAAAAAAAAAAAAAAAUGUAUCGUGCAACGCUGCGUUUAGGGGAUAAAAUCGAUAGAAGAAUCAAGAACGUGAGAAGCGGCUGAUAUUUGGCUAUGUUAUUAUACUGCUACUUCUUAUUUCUCUCUUUCUCGUUAUCAUCUUCUUCUUAUUCUUCUUCCUCCAACGAACCUCUCGUUAGGGUUUUCUCUCGUUAGGGUUUUCACUUCUCACUCUCUUAUCACUUUUCAUCACCAUCCUUACAAUUCGCUAGAUCACAAUCUUCCGUUCCUAAGGUGAUUUUUGUUUUUGAAUUGUGAAUUGUGUUGUUCUAUAUGGUUGAUGGUUAAUGCUAAUGGUUGGAAUGUCGAAUAAUUUUGUUUCCGAGUCAGUAACCAGCCGGCAGAUGGCUCAAUUGGAACCUAUUAUGAACAAGGUUGAUUCGUCGGGACUUGUGCGUCCUGUAUCAAGUGAUUCUGUGCAGGGGACCUCGAACGGUGAACCAACGCCUCAAGGGUUACCGCUUUCUAAUCGGCAGAUUACAAUGUUGAAUAAUUUAGGGUCAAAUCAUCUGUCAGCAGCUCCUAAGCGGAAGGCAACGAUUGAACUGCCUUCGGGGAGCUUCAUAACACCUAGCAAGCGGGAGAAACCAAUGACAAAUAGACCUUGGAUGCAGCAAGGAUCAAACAAAGGUUCCCAACAGAUCCAGUCUCCAUCAAAUGCUUCUAGGAUGCAGCAUUCAGCAUCAUUUAGUAAGAGAAAAACACAAACGGAUUCCGCCUCCAGCAAAUCUGGGACGCCUCGGUCCUCAAAUUCUAAAAAUCAGAUUGCACAGAUGAAAGAAUCCUCCAAGGUUCAAUCUGAAUCAUCUAAGAUUGUUAGGUCCAAGAUGAGAGAAUCAUUAGCUUCUGCUCUGGCGUUGGUAUCCCAGCAAGAUAAACCUUUAGUCUCAAACAAUGACAAACCAAAUGAUACUGCCAAUAGCUCUCAAUGUGCUGGAUCAGCAUCUGUGUCCGCUGACACUGCUGUGGAGCAACGGCAGGAAAUUUGUCAAUCUGUUAAUUCCUCUUUAGCUGCGGCUGAUUCCAUUGACCAUGUGAUAGGAGAGCACAUGAAUAGUACAUCUAUUGAAGAUUUUUCUGAAAAACCUAAGGACUUUGGAGCGGGAUUCACAAACGUGGCAAACAAUGAAGAUAUGCUGAUUUCUGAUAAGCAAGAUUUCCAGUCUAACUACACUUUGACUACUGAUGAUGUUCCUUUCAGCGACACUUUCUUUGUGAAAGAUGAACUUUUGCAGGGAAAUGGUCUUUCCUGGGUAUUUCCUGAUAUCGACCAUAUGAUGGACAUGGAUGAUCAAAGGGAAAGUCAAAAUAUGUUAGAGAAGAAAUUGGAACCUGAGGAAACCGGUGGAGUUUGUAGUGAGGUGGUCCCUUUACCUGAACUUUUAGCAUCAAGGAUAGAAGAAGAGCUCUUCAAACUGUUUGGAGGCGUGAAUAAGAAAUACAAAGAGAAGGGAAGGUCUCUUUUGUUCAACUUGAAAGAUCGCAAUAAUCCUGAACUUAGAGAAAGGGUUAUGUUUGGUAAAAUUCCUCCAGAACAAUUAUGUUCCAUGACUGCCGAGGAACUUGCUUCGAAGGAGCUUUCUGAGUGGCGGAUAGCCAAGGCUGAGGAGUUUGAUAAAAUGGUGGUUUUACCCGAUUCGGAUGUUGAUAUCAGACGUUUAGUCAGGAAAACACAUAAAGGUGAAUUUCAAGUGGAAGUUGAACAUGAAGACAAUGUUCCAGUGGAAGAGGUGUCCGGUGGCAAAAAUUCUGUUGUUCGAAGCCGACCAGUUGAAAAGGGCGUGGGUGCCACUUCUCCUUCUAAACCUGGUGUAAUCAAAAGCGAUGUGAACACUGGCAAUGAAAAGAGAAACUUACAGACGGAUAAUCAAUUUUCCAUCACCAUUUCUUCCAAUGAUGGGACUGAUCCAAUGCAAGGGCUUAUGACUGAUGAUGCAUUGAAGGUCCCUGACUUUCUUCCAGAAACUUUUGAUGAAUUCAUGGAAGCCCUUGAUUCUGAGCCACCAUUUGAAAAUUUACCUCUAGAGUCUGGAAAAGUACCUAGCUCAGACAAGGAUGUUUCCGGGGUUGGAUCAAAAUCAAAAUCUUCUGAUUUAACUUUAAGUGAGCAAGAUGAUGUCAGUGCUAAUAAGUCUGAUAAGCUUCAAAGCACAGAUGUGGAGGAAGAAAAAAAAGUUAACACGGAAGCAGGGUCCGUUUCGUCUGAUGCAAAAUACAGUGAAAGUCGACGCGACACAAAGCCGACUGACGGACAUACCAAGGAAAUAUCAACUGAUGGCAAGAAGCCAACUUCCAAUUUGUUGAAAACUACACCCAUUAAGGGUGAAUGCCUCUGGGAGGGAAUGCUUCAGCCAAACAUCUCAACCACUGAUUCAGUCAUUAGCAUCUUCAAAAGUGGUGAGAAAACUUCUACCAAAGACUGGCCUGGAUUUCUCGAGAUCAAGGGAAGGGUUCGACUGGAUGCAUUUGAAAAAUUUCUGCUAGAGCUUCCACAGUCAAGAACUCGUGCCAUAAUGGUUUCACAUUUUAUUUCCAAAGGCUCCACCCCUGAGGAGCAAGCAACUCUCCGUGAGGUGGCUGACUCAUAUAUUUUGGACGAAAGAGUGGGAUUUGGGGAACCUGUGCAUGGAGUUGAACUUUACUUUUGCCCACCACAUAAGAAAACAGUUGAAAUGCUCAGCAAGAUACUUCCAAAGGAACAAAUUGAGGCAGUUAAUACUAUUGAUAAUGGUCUAAUUGGUGUUAUUGUAUGGAGAAAAACUAAUAUAACUACAUCUAUAUCUCCCACCACGCAAUCACACAACAAACAUAGCUCUAAAAGGCAAAACUUUAGUAGAAGACACCAAGAUACUAAUGUGAAUGUCAAUUCUACCCAUAAUGCAGUACCCUCUUCGGGGUUUAAGACAACCGUGAGUGAACCUCCGGGUGGUGAUGAUGACGAUGACGAAGUUCCUCCUGGAUUCGGGCCACCGGUUGCCCGGGUCGAGGAUGACCUCCCGGAGUAUAAUUUUUCCGGUAGUUCAAAUCCAUCAUCACACUUGGUUCAAAAACCUAUGAGACCAGUUAUGGUCCCAUCUCACUCGGUUGGCCAAACCCCUUCACGUCCUGCACAACAAAUGAGAGAACUUGUACACAAAUAUGGGCAAAACAAAACAACUGUAUCUUCAGUAAACUGGCAGGACAAAUUUGGUGGGUCAAUUCAGCCCUGGAAUGAUGACGAUGAUGAUAUACCUGAAUGGCAACCUCAAAUCAACAACCAGAAUCAGUUUCCUACCCAACAAACUAUGCAUAAUUUUCAUCUUAGACCUCACACUGUGAAUCAAUCAUUUGCGGGUUUACCCCAGCAACAAAUUAUGCCGACACAAUAUCUGCAACCCACUAUGAAUGUAACACAUGUACAACGAAACUUUGGCCCUCAGUGGGUUCCUCCAAUCCAGGGUAACAAUAUACAACCAAAUGGUGCACAACCCUAUGGAACACCUACACAAGGAACACCAUGGUCUAGAAGUAGAGGACUUUAGUUUCUUUCAUUUCAGUUCCCUUUUAUUUUACUCAAUUUUUUUAAUCUCUUUUUUUAGUUGUAGACAUGUAAACUUAUUGUAGUGUCAGGCUGUUUUUUUUAAUCUUUUUGUAACAUCAAUACCUCGUUGAGAUAGUAGAACGGGCAAAUGGCUUUUCUUUUCAUAUCCUGCUUUAUCUUUGCGAUGAAUAAAUUAUGGACGAUAGAAUAUUCCGUGA
Messenger RNA from Trifolium pratense (red clover), 3828 nucleotides. Its product is annotated as death-inducer obliterator 1. The transcript is spliced from 5 exons. The record is from RefSeq and is a predicted model, not a curated record. Gene Ontology annotation, cellular component: nucleus. Gene Ontology annotation, biological process: DNA-templated transcription. The coding region runs from base 378 to 3611 and encodes 1077 amino acids. Lineage: Eukaryota; Viridiplantae; Streptophyta; Magnoliopsida; Fabales; Fabaceae.